This is a messenger RNA of Lactuca sativa (garden lettuce), 1017 nucleotides long. NCBI's taxonomy places the organism in Eukaryota, Viridiplantae, Streptophyta, Magnoliopsida, Asterales, Asteraceae. The record is from RefSeq and is a predicted model, not a curated record.
AUGGCAAGGAGACCAAAGAAACCUUCUUCUUCAAGCUCAGAACAUGAUGAGGGGCAAUCGGCUAAAGAGGAUGAAGACGUUGGACACGAAGGUUCACCUAGAGGUAAUACACCUCUUCGUUCUCCUAAUCCCACUAAACAACACAAUGACAAGGUUCCAACUCCUCCUCCAUCCCCACCGAUGACUACUGUUCCAGUUUCGGUUGCACAAAGUCCACCACCUCCUACAACACAAAAUACUACCGCUGUUCCACCAUCUCCACCAGCUAGCACAAUACCCUUUUCUACAACCCCAUUCCCACCUCCCAUUAUUUCACAAGCAACUACCACAACUACCCCAAUCUCCACUACCGCAAACGAACCUCCAGUAAAUGUCAACGCUUUCUUGGACAAUGCUUUUGAACAGUAUACGGAAGCAAUUGAUAAAUCCACCAAGACUGUUGACGCAUCUACAUUUGCCUGCAAUAAAGCUACAACCGAUGUUGCGGAACUCAUAAACAAUAUCCAGAUAUUUCUUGAUUCCCUUAAGGGACAUGUUGAUGACAAUGCAGCUAAAGUAAAUGCAUCGGUUGACUCUCUCUCCAAGUCUCUUCAGGAGGAGAAACUCAAUUCAAAAGGUUCAAUUGGCUCACGUGGAUCAGGAAAUAACUUUGCAGAAAAAACCGAGCACGCAGUUUUCCAAAGUUGUGCUGGUGAUGUUCUCAAUAUGCUUAACAAUGUUCUUCAAGCUCAUGAUUCCAUUCUUACUCUUACAAUCUGGAAUCACCUGACCACCAAGCUUCUUCCUGCAACUGAACGUCUUCGUGAAAUGAAGGGUGUUACGAAGCCGUUGGUUACUCUUCAACAAGGAGGAGAAGGCACAAAGAGAACUACUACUGAUAAACCGAAAGUCAUUGUCAAAACAGAACCAAAGGUUAAUGUAGCUUCGGGUUCUGGUGAUCAAGAAAAGAUAAAAGGUCUUGUUGAAGAAGAUGAUGAUAGUGAUAAUGAAGAAAAUAUUGUUGAUCCCCUAAAGUGA